GAACUAAUGUUAACUAGCUUUUAGCGACAUCUACAUUUCGCACUACCUUAUAUUAUAAACAAACACGGCAAGGCCUUAGUAAGCGGUAGGGCUAGUAGCUAAAGUAGCGUCUAAAGGCACGGCUGCUUUCGUAAUGGGGCGAAGGUAACGAUAGCCUACUUUAUAAACCGUGAAAGUCACUUUCGCGUAAGUUAAUGUGUCUAGGUUUAGUCUCAUUCUAGUGGACUGUUAGCUGGGCAAGCUACAAGGUGAGAAAUUCUUUCAACUGUUCUUCUGAGCUCUGUGUGUCGUGCCAAAUUGCUGAUAUGUCACACCCCAACAAGGAGUGCGACGGCAGCGCGGUACCUGGCCGUGUUCAUGUGAUCGACUUAUAGUUGGGAAGUGCCCUGAAGUUUUUGUGCUGUUAUCUGUGCCGGUGACGCGCCAAAUAACCACCAUGUUCAACGGCGCCGACGUGCUCGCCAGGCGCACGACGCAAACGACGGUGCCCAAUAUGCCGCCGCUAUUCCCGUUCUGUGAGCACGCGCCCAACUCCGAUCAUAUCGUCGUGCGACAUCGUCGCACCAGCUCGUGCGACGACCUGAGGCUCGACGACGACCAUCAGCAGCAUCGGGGCUCUCCGCCUUCCUCGUCGUCGUUGUCGUCUUCGUUCGGUUCAUUCGCCGCGUCAGCGUCAGUACCAGCCGCCGCCGCUGGCGCUAAGCAACCACCGCCGUCCCCGGAAAAGGUCAGGACUAAGUUAAUGUCAGUGUGGAACAACGUUCGCUACGGCUGGACGAUGCGCAAGAAGGCCAACUUCAGCGACGAAGAGGCCAUCUGGCUCCUGGGCGUCAUGUAUCACCGCAAGAUACAGACGAAGAGUUCGACGCCUCUCUGGUCGUGCACGUCGUCUAUGUCCUCGCAGAAGUCUUGGACUCCCAUGACGCUCGCGUCCAGGCCGAUCUGGAGCCAGUCUGAGCCGGCGGUGGACGAGGACGACGGCAGGCUCGCGAGCUACGAGCUGUUCCUCGAGGACUUCUCGAGCCGCCUGUGGUUCACCUACCGGCGCGAGUUCCCGGCCAUCCCGGGCACGGACAUCACCUCGGACUGCGGUUGGGGAUGCAUGCUUCGCAGCAGCCAGAUGAUGCUCGCGCAAGCUGUGGUGACACACGUCCUCGGCCGUAACUGGCGCUACCGCAGGAACCGCCAGACCGAGGCCUCCGACUACAUGCAUCGCACCGUCGUCAGGUGGUUCGGCGACCGCACGGCCGACGCAAGCCCCUUCUCGCUGCACAAGCUGGUGCAGAUGGGUCACGAGAGUGGCAAGCGGGCGGGCGACUGGUACGGUCCGUCCAGCGCCGCCUACAUCCUCAAGGAGGCCCUCGAGGGGGCCUGCCAGAUGGAGCGCCUGCUGGGGGACCUGCGCAUCUACGUUGCGCAGGACUGCACCAUCUACCUGGGGGACGUGCGGGCGCUCUGCCGGGGCACCAGGCCUGACGGGACGCCGCUGUGGCGCUCGCUCAUCAUCCUGGUGCCCGUGCGCCUGGGCGGCGAGCACCUGAAUGCCACGUAUAUCCCGUGCGUCAAGGGCAUGCUGUCGCACCCCAACUGCAUAGGUGUCAUCGGUGGCCGGCCGCGCCACUCGCUGUACUUUCUCGGUUGGCAGGGUGAAAAGGUGGUCUAUUUGGACCCUCACUAUGUUCAAGAAGCAGUCGACGUAGGCACACAAGAUUUUCCUCUUGAUUCCUUUCACUGUUCGUGGCCUCGGAAGAUGUCCUUCUACAAAAUGGACCCGAGCUGCACAAUGGGCUUCUACUGCAAAACAGAGGACGAGUUUGAGCGGUUUGUGAAGGACGUCAAGCUGCUGGCGGUGCCGACGGAGUCGAGGCACGAAUACCCCGUCUUCCUCGUCUCUGAAGGGAGCUGCGUGGACCAUACAGACACAUCGGAAACCGACGGAGCAGACUUUGCCCAGUUCCUCCAGGAUCUGAAGGAAAGCUCGGACCGCUCCCACUCGGAAGAGUACAUCAUACUCUGAGCGUCCCUUUUGAUUUGAUCAUAUUUGCCUAGUGCCUGCUAACUCUGCACUGCUAUCUCACCUGAAAAGGUGUUUGCCGCUGAAUAUAAAACUCGGGUUCUCCUAUUAAAAAAAGCCACACGCACCUCUAUAACCUCCAUAUCCAAUAUAAUCCCGUGCAGUAUGUUAUAUAAAGAAUUGCAUGCGUCCCAUAUAAAAGCCUGUGUUAUCUCAUUCGAUCAUAUGGUACUGCAUGAUGUGGAGGAAAUGGGUGCCCCAUAACCUCCAUAUGUCAUACUCCCCACAUUUUUACCCAUUUUUAUAUUAGAUCCUCUAUAAAAAGCACUGUCAUAUUCUGUAAUCUUGUGAGAUUGUUGGAUAAUCCCAUAUUUUUAUAGGUUUUUAGGCAGGAUCCCAUGUGGGAUGCCAUGCAUAUAUGAUCCUGUAUGAUCCCGUGUAAUUUUUGGUAUUAACCUCCAUGUCCAGUCACCACAUAUUUUUAUAGGUUUUACAUAUGAUUCCAUAUAAAAAUCUCCAGUCACCAUCAUAGGGUCAUAUGGGAUUGUUGAAUAUGGAGGUAUUGUGGUGUAUGGUUUUUUUUUUUUAUAGAGUGACAGCACCUUGGCUGGUAAAAAAGCUAUGUUGACCUCUCUUACUGAGAUGAUGCAACACAAUUAAAGUUUGAGAAAGUUGGUAAUUGUGUGAUAUUGUGAUAAAAAGGAAUUUGGUGCGGCGCUGGUAUCUCUCGGAUGGCAUAAAAGAUGCGAGUUUUUUUCUGCAUUUUAAACAGCAGGAGCUUUCAGCAUCUGUCCUGCAUUACAAUGCAAGAAAAUUUUGGGGAUCCAGUGUUUUCAUUAGUGUGCCGUGGAUAUGUCAUGCUAUACUAGUCUCAGACACGUAUCAACUUCUAAAAUUACAUUAUCGUUCUCAUAUGGGAACACUGCAGAAUUGUAAAAAGAAAAGACAGAGUUAUUGAUUUUAGUGAUAUUUGUCUUUUGUUAUUUGUACUGGUUACAUUAAAUAUGAUUCCAACCAACCUCUCUCAACCAUCCCUUCUUUUUUUCUUUUUUGUGAGAAGGGCUGGUGUCGUCGUGUGGUGUAGAGGCUCAAGUUUUACCAUAUUGACCAGUAAUAAUUGUAUAGCGGGUUUGUUAUAUGUUGCGAAGUGGCAGAGUUUGAAAAGCAUCUGCUUGUUUUAUAAGUUUUGUUGAAUGAAAUGUGUGGUUAUGGUGUCAUCCUAGGUGGCGCCACGAUCGCUACAAGCACCGAAACAUGGUAGAACUCCAUCAGGUGCUGUGUACACAGCGUUAGUACUUCAAAACGAAAGCACUGAUGAAAAUAUUAUUAUUUAAAAUGUGUCUCGAACAUCUUCAAACACUUUCAAUUGGAGCUGAUCUACAAGAUUGAAUAAUAUGUGUAAGUUGUUUUAGCAGAAUAAGUUGGAAGGCGUCUGGAUGUUUACGUUCGGAAUCAGUAUGUAGGUGGGUUCGCUUCUUUUAUUGUUUUUCACAAUGUCAUACAUCAAGCUGACAUUUCAAGUGGUUAGAUGGGUACUUUCCAAGUAUGCGAGACAUGAAAUAGUUUAUGUCCUCAUAUUUGAUGUUUCUGUAGAAAGUUCUCGCAAGGAGGCCUCAUUCUGUAAACUUGACAAAGCCCACUGAAGAAUGGAACUUUUUUUUCAUCCAUUCUGCAGCAGUAUGCUUUUCAUGAUUCUGAAGAUGCAAAAAAUCUGGUGAAACAAAACUUUCAAUUGACAGAGUGGUGCCUGAAGGGGUUAAUGUUAUAAUUUAAUGCACAGGGACAUGAUUUAAUGUUGUGGUAAUGCAGUGGAACUUAGUUUAGUGAUAUAUUUUAAUGCACAGAAACAUGGUUUAAAUGUAAGGACAGCUACUAGCUGUCAAGCGUCAGUGCCCAUUAAGUGGGAGACCACCUGAAAUCAUUGUGAACUUAUAAUGUGAGAUUUAUUACAUGAAGUGAACGUCACAAUACCAAUCAUCUGUCAAGUAUUCCAUAUGUCCUAUGUUUAUGUAGGGGAACAUUUGAUACAGCUCGACACUUUUUUCUGCUUUUCUAAUCGCUAUAUACAAGGGAGCUUUGCAAACAUCUUAUAAUCUUACCUGACACCUCAUUGCUAUGCAAAGUGUUAACAUGUAUUUACUCUAACCAUUACCAGCACAUUUUCUUUCGUUACUGCAUUCAGAUAUCAUUAUUGCCUACGGAGUUUCUUUUUACACAUUUCCUGGGCAUUUUAAUUCGAUUAAAUCUUGGUCUUGGUACAUUUUUCUUCAGAAGUUUUUAUAUGAGGAAGCGGAAGCCAACCUAAUGUUUAGGAAGGCCUUAUUUUUCACAAGUGAUGUCAGUAGUCACAAAGCACAUAUGACUGAAGUCUCUAAUACUAACUUUGUCUUUCAACUUUUCUUUGUAUCUUUUUGCUGCGUUAAAUGCCUCGAUCGAGGCUGUCUUAAAGGGUCCCUCCAACACAAAAACUACUCCUUUUCUUUCCUUGUCUGCACAGAGUGGUGGCUGUAGAUGUCGGCAUCUGUCACAGCACCCAUAUCACUUAUUUAUUACCUCUCCAAGAAAUCAAGAUACUGGCGCCGAUACCAUCACCACCACACAGCAUCAACCACUGUAAAAGGAAGUAAUGUAAUCUAUAGUGUCUCUGACUCGUUAAGCCUAAAUUGUGUCAGUAAUGUUCCUAAUCAAUUCCUACGUGUUAAGGCACGACAAGCCUUUCCAAUUAUUAAGCCUUUGAAAUUCAUGUAUGCACAUGAGAAAUGUGGAGAAGUGCUGCUCCAAAGUUUUGUAGAGGCUCUGACUACCCAACCCCUCUUCAUCCAGUGGUUUUCCUGAAGGCUUGUAAAAACCAUGAGCCUUCUUUAAUACUCGCUGGUAAGCUAGUCGGUUUAUCUUGCAGAUUAUGUAGUCUUUGGCGGUAAUUAGAUAACACCUGAGAAGACGAGCCGCUGCCCAAGAGUGGAGAGAAAAGGGGAGUCGGCUCUUGGAAAGAAUCGACUUAAUGGUGCAUUUGCAGCGAGUGGCAUUACACAUGGUCCGAGCAUCGACACCAGCUGUUUUCUGCCAGCGUUUAGACGUGGCACUCUUUUCAUGGCCUUUCCCUGAGCUUACUUUUGCUUAGUAGGGGUAACCAUGUGGCAUCAGUUCCUACCAAUUACCACAGAGUCGGAUGACGAAGAGGCAAACUCGCGUGCGAGCUUUCUUUACGUGUGCACAGUUGGCACUUGGUAUUGCUGCACACGGCGAUGUCGGUGGGCAAGCGGAAAGAGCAUGACAGUUUCCACACUGGCAUCUUCAUGUGAAAAUUCGAGUUGAGUGCAACUUUAUUAUUUGUUUUUAUAUCGAAAUUCUUCUACUGGAUAACCACCGACCACAUGCACCAAUUUCCGUCAUUCCCUUUUCGUUUGCCUCCACGCACCAUUGAAAACCGUAGUUUAAAUCAUAUUCAGCAGUGCCUAGAAAAGUGUUGGGGGGUCUCUUUGAGACCGUUUGUAGAAUGAGCUAAGCUCUGGUUUUCUUGUGAUCAUCUCUGUUUUAUUUUGAUCAUCAUUCGUUUUUUCCUCCCUUUUUGUACUCCCGAUUUAUGUAUAGCCCUGAAAUCACGGAAAAAAUUUUACUGCCAUGCGAGUACUUUCAAAGUGGGUAUUUGCACUUUCAUUGCACUGUUAUUGCUGCAUAGUUGCUAAGUUGAGCAAAUUCGCUAUUAGCCAAUGUCAUCUUGCACAUUGUUUAUUGGUGACAUCUUGCCAAAUACGCUUUGCUGUGUAUAGGAACUCGCAAGGGCAUAUUUCUAUAGAAUGGUAGUGGCUUCUUGCUUUUUUGUUGUCGUUUUCACUGUAUAGCCAGUGACUGCAGAUUGCCACUGUUGCUUAAAAGGAGUAAUGACGUGGUGUUUCCGACCUGUCAUUCUUGUGGUAAAUGAAAUUCUAUCCCCUUAAAGUCAUCGAAAAGUUAUUGGCAAGUGUUGUAGCACCCUAAAUACUUCACUAUAAUACUUGUUUCUAUGAACCAGUUUCAUUACCCAGGGGUUAGGUGCAUUGCGACGUCAAAUUUCACUGGCUUGCUGCAGCUGAUAAACACGAGGGCAGCCAGGAGAAACAGGCACAGCACUCUCAUUAUUUUUUUUUGUAAGAGAAGUCUUCGUGGCUAGCCUUAUUGCUACGCAAUGGUAGAGCUUCUCUCUGUGUCGUGAUGUCACGGUAAUGUCGAUAUCGCCAGGUGUGGUGUUUUUAUCACCAGCUUUAGCGUCAAAUCUCAUGUUUUUCCUACCUCUCAUAUUUGCUGUGUGUCAUUAUAUUGCAUGUGAGAAGCAAUCGGUAGAAAUUCUACAGGCUCGAAAAUAUCUGCCGGUGCUCCUGUAAUGCGUUGAGCAAUGCCUUGCACAACGAAUUCGAAAGAACAGAGUCGACAUACUUUAUCCACGUAUACUUUAUCCUCACAUGCAUACAACCCAUUGACUCAUCCACAAUCCUGUUGGAGAAAAACAAAAUUAUGAUAGCCUGUGCUGAAUAUAAAAGCACAGAAUGACGCCCAAAUCUAAAAGAACCCUGCACGAUUAUAGGCACGACGGAAAAGCUCCGAAAAUGGGAACAAAUUACCACUUGAAAUGCUGUUUCUAUUGUAGCAUAAUGAUGAAGCACACAGAAAUUAAUUGUGCCACGAGGCACAAAUUUAUGCGUAAUGUUCACUUUCACUUUUUCAAGUUACAUUUAUUUUUUUUCGCUUUGGGUUAUACUGUGAGAAAAUACGGUGUAGAAAGAUUCUGAGAUCCAUCCUUCUGCAUUUGUGACACAUAAGACGGGGUCGUGCCGUAAGACUAAUCUCUGGUGCCAAGGCUAGAGCUGCUGUACAGCCUGAUCUCAUAUCAUGUUGUGAUAAACGCGUUUGCUCCUAGACACUUUAUCGUGUCUUUAACCUUAGAAGCAGUGUCCAUCCAGACCCAUGCAACAGGCUUGAAUGUCUAUGGAUUUUGAAUUUUUUGUUUCUUAAAGAAGGAGAAAGGGUGCAGAACUUUGGGCUCCCUUCGUAAGCCCUUGCCUCUGGGUGUGCAUUCUAUUCCAAUUUUUUCUUUUUAUGCUUUAUUAUUCGGUCAAUAAGCAUUAUGCUUAUGUUGCCAUGAGGAUUGGCCAGUCAUGAGCAGUGGAUGGUAACAAAGGAAUUGUUCAAAAGGAAUCUUCAACUAGCACAGGAGCUUGUGCCUCUUUCGGAGGCACUUUUCAGCCCAUUUCUGAUUCUUGUUUUUGUUUAGCUGAAUAAUAAUAAGCCAACUGCCCUGAUACCUGUAAGCUUUAUCUCCUACUAAGUAUCAUGUGUGAUGACAAGAUGACAAAAUAGUAAUGUGUGGCUAAACACUGGACAUUUUGCAUGUGGUAGUUAUUUGUGCUGAAACGUCGAUUGACCAGGGCAACAAUUCUCUAGAUGCUCCGAUCACAACAGUUUGGUCCCGAGGAACGCGAGGUAAUUCCUAGCUUCAAGUUGUCGUGCCGUCAAUGUCAUAGCUCUAGUCACUGCCUUUCUGAGGAAAGGUAUCCAUGGUUGUGCAAGGAUAUCUUCAUUCACAGCUGCUAAGCUACGGCUGUAGUGAGUAGCCGUACAAGCGUCUCAAAAAGGGGUACCAUCGCACAGUCUGUUGCCUUGGGAAAUCACAAGUUUAAUUUAUCGCAAUAAUGUUUAGGCUGAGCACUAAUCAUGCAUGGCGGGUAUUUUCAGUUGACUAAGCGUGGUAAGGGAAUGACUACAGUGCAAUACUAUAGGCACUGCGCAACACAGUACGAAUUUCUACACUUUUUGAGGUGUACUAUUGUUGUAUAGUAGUAACAAUGAUUUCAUUGUACAGUACCUCUCAUUAACAGAGGAUUUAAGCCUAAUGUAUACAUAUAUUAUUGCAAUAUGUUCACGACAUUGGGCAUGUAGAUGGGAACAGCAGUACUGGUAGUGCUGUCUUUGUGUGUAAUGUAUUAAAUUGUUUUAAUGAUUGCACUAACUCUUCGCUUGAAGUGAGAAAGCAGGAAAAAAAAAAUCUUUGUGCUAAUUAUGUAGCUGCUCUCACUACAACACUAAGCACUACAGUCACUCAGGGUUGAACACAUCUCACAUGGAGUUUCUAUCUAGGGGUCACUGGUGUUGUGUUAACUGUACUAACAGAGGUAUGUACUAUACAGCAGGUUAAAACACACACAAUGGUAGUGCAGGUUGUUUUACUUUAGAUAACAUAACAGUGUUGGCGUGCAAGUGGCUAGGAUACCGCAGCAGAAGAGGUAACGUAUCAAGAAUGGUGAUGAUUGUACCCUUACGAGAGAAGCUUAUGAUACUGAUAGUGCUUGUGUUUUGUCUCAUGCCUUCUGAGCGUGUAUUUUUCUUGUGCACCAUAUGUUCAGUGAUGAAAUAGCGAACUAGCCCAGUCCUACCACUUGUUGCACGAUUCUGAGAAGCCUAUUCUUUUCACAAAAGCACACCUCAAAUAGUGCAGCGUUUCUUUCUGUGCUUUGUGCAGCCAGUAUGUGGCUGGGGUUUUCAUUUUCUUGUUUUGAUUUCAUAAAUCGUGUUUUGCACGCAGAUGUGUGCAAAACAGUUCACGCUCUUCCUAACGUUACUGUUGAUUUUAGAGAAUAAAGAUGAUAUAUUUUAUCGAUGUUAUGGAAGCCAUGCGGCAGCCAUCUCGAACUUGUUUGGUUGCUGCUGACAGUUUGUCACUUGUUAUCCUGAUUUAGUGAUACAUUUGUAGCAUGACCGCUCUUUAUGCACCAAUGAAUUACUAAACCGAGGGACAUACUCUGGUUUGUUCUCUCUCAAGUGGUACCUGCAUUGCAAACUGUUUGCAUAUUAUAUUUUUAUUUGAAUAAACGGUUAUCAUGCAA
Messenger RNA from Dermacentor silvarum, 8871 nucleotides. It is a transcript of the gene Atg4b, whose product is annotated as cysteine protease ATG4D. Lineage: Eukaryota; Metazoa; Arthropoda; Arachnida; Ixodida; Ixodidae. The record is from RefSeq and is a predicted model, not a curated record. Bases 437 to 2017 code for a protein of 526 amino acids. The transcript is spliced from 5 exons. Gene Ontology annotation, molecular function: protein-phosphatidylethanolamide deconjugating activity.